Messenger RNA from Salvia hispanica, 1768 nucleotides. The record is from RefSeq and is a predicted model, not a curated record. Lineage: Eukaryota; Viridiplantae; Streptophyta; Magnoliopsida; Lamiales; Lamiaceae.
AUAGUGCCAAGUGUAAUGUUGAUAGCGAUAUAUAUCAAUGAGUCAUUGGUUAAAAAAAAAAAAAGAAGGAAGAAAAAGAGGGAAGUGGGAGAGAAGAGGGAGGAAAAAAAAAAACACAGCAACCAUGGGAGAGAAAGGAACCGUGUGGAUCAAGUUCUAUCUACGUCCCUGAUUGUUGAUGUAUUGAUCGCCGAUCGCACAAACCUUAAUAAAUUGAUAAGGGAGAAUUUGAGAGCUGUAAAGAAGGAGUAUGCUAAAACAGAAGAUGAUCUGAAGUCCCUUCAAAGUGUUGGACAGAUUAUAGGUGAAGUGCUGAGACCACUGGACAAUGAACGCUUGAUAGUCAAAGCAAGUAGUGGCCCUAGAUAUGUGGUAGGUUGCCGCAGCAAGGUGGACAAGGAAAAACUUACAGCAGGCACUAGGGUGGUUCUCGAUAUGACAACCCUCACAAUAAUGCGAGCUCUACCUCGUGAGGUGGAUCCAGUUGUCUAUAAUAUGCUUCAUGAAGAUCCAGGAAAUGUUAGUUAUUCUGCUGUUGGUGGUUUGUCAGAUCAAAUCCGAGAAUUGAGAGAAUCUAUAGAAUUACCUCUAAUGAAUCCUGAACUCUUCAUCAGGGUUGGCAUCAAACCACCGAAGGGUGUACUUCUCUAUGGGCCUCCUGGAACUGGCAAGACAUUGUUGGCCAGAGCUAUUGCCAGUAACAUAGAUGCGAAUUUCUUAAAGGUUGUAUCAAGUGCAAUUAUUGACAAAUAUAUAGGUGAAAGUGCAAGGUUGAUCAGGGAAAUGUUUAAUUAUGCUCGUGAUCACCAACCUUGCAUCAUAUUUAUGGAUGAGAUCGAUGCCAUUGGUGGUCGUCGUUUUAGUGAAGGAACAAGUGCCGAUCGUGAAAUUCAAAGGACUCUGAUGGAGUUACUAAACCAGCUUGAUGGGUUUGACCAGCUCGGAAAGGUUAAAAUGAUAAUGGCUACAAAUAGGCCUGAUGUUCUGGACCCUGCACUUCUUCGUCCUGGAAGAUUAGAUAGGAAAAUAGAAAUCCCAUUGCCAAAUGAGCAGUCACGAAUGGAAAUUCUCAAAAUUCAUGCUUCUGGAAUAGCCAAGCAUGGAGAAAUUGAUUAUGAAGCCGUUGUCAAACUUGCUGAGGGUUUCAAUGGAGCUGAUCUUCGGAAUAUUUGUACGGAAGCUGGUAUGUCAGCAAUUCGUGCAGAGCGUGAUUACGUCAUCCAUGAAGACUUCAUGAAGGCUGUGAGAAAACUAAAUGAAGCUAAGAAGCUAGAAUCAAGCGCACAUUACAGUACUGAUUUUGGCAAGGAGUAGAAGCCGUGUCCUCUCUUGGUAGCAAUGCAGUUAGCAGUCGGUAUGGCGACUUAUUCUCCUUCUGGAAGAUCUUUCUUAUGAGCUACACGUUUCAAAGCAUGAUUUAUUCAUCACUGCAUCUUUGUAUUGUUUUUUACUUCCCAGCUAUCAAAUUUCAUAUUUCGAACCUUCUUAUAAUCCAUUUGAUUAUGAUGUUGGACUUUACAUCAUGUGUACAAAACGCGCACAUCUGUGUGUAGAUUUUGUAUGCAUGUAGAAAGUUGAAUGGUAAUGAAGCUCAUCGGUUGUAGGAUGGAAUCUGCGGUCUGCAAAUAUUGAACACAUAGCAAGUGUGUCUUUGUCUUGCUUCAAACUGCUGAACUUGUAUGCUUGCUGAACUAUAUCCCCAUUUUGUCUCAAGAUAAUGUAUUGAAAUUAAGAUAUUCCACAAUAAUGUUAUGUUAAUGUUUCAUCA